Pseudocercospora fijiensis CIRAD86 is the source of this 939-nucleotide messenger RNA. RefSeq lists its product as uncharacterized. The coding region runs from base 1 to 939 and encodes 312 amino acids. The record is from RefSeq and is a predicted model, not a curated record. The transcript is spliced from 4 exons. Lineage: Eukaryota; Fungi; Ascomycota; Dothideomycetes; Mycosphaerellales; Mycosphaerellaceae.
AUGUCAACAAUGAGGAUAGCGAUCGCUGGCACCGGCGGACUAGCGCGUUUGAUUGCGCAUUACGUAGGAGUUGAGACUACGCAUAUGGUGGUUUUUCUGUCGAGAAGUGUACACAAUGAGCUCAGGACAGCUGAUGACUUGCAUCAACAACAGCCACAACUUGCAGCCGCUGGCUACCAGGUAGCCGUCAUCGAUUACGGCGAUAUUGAUACGCUACGAUUCUCCCUUCGAGGAAUCGAUACGAUCAUCUCCACGAUAUCAGGUCCGAACCAGAUCGAGCUCAUCAAAGCAGCCGUUCAAGCUAGCGUGCGUCGAUUCGUACCUUCGGAAUUCGAAGGUCUUCCUCAACUACGCAAUGCAAACGAUCCACUAGAUCGUAGCAGGACCGCUGCCCGUCAAUUGCUCGCUCAUUAUUCGCAACGCAUUCAAUCGACCGCGUUCGUUUGCGGAAUAUUGUACGAAAGAUUCCAACCAGGCGGUCUUGCACAAUCUCGAAUAGGAGCCAAUUCCGGCCUCAGCGCUGAAGGUAGCUACAUUCUGAACUUGCGUACCAUGACAGGACAAGUGCCCGCGUACGAUGCGAACAACAACCCCACCGCCAUGAUCUGCAUGACGGCUGCCCAAGAUGUCGCGCGCUUUGUAACAAAGUCGCUAGAACUACACACCUGGCCGCCUGAGCUACGCAUGUAUGGCCAAAGGGUUCUGGUGAAAGAUUUGGUGCUGCAGAUACAGCGCUUGAAAGGUGCCCCUACCACUCUGCGUACAGAGCUACUUGAGGCCGCCGCUCAGGGCGAUGUACCAAGACAGCUUCGACUGCGCGCAUUGCUUGAUACUGCAGAAGGUCGAUACGAUUUCACCCAGCCAAACCUCAACCAGCAUUUCCGUGACGUACGGCCUCUUGAUUUCGAAAUAUGGCUCACAGCGAAAUGGGGCCUGUAG